UGUUGUCACUGGAAAUUAGGUUCUAGACCACUUUUAGGCUUUUUUUGAAAAGCAAAAUAUGUGGGUGGGACAUUUUCCUAUUAUGCAUUAUGCAUUGUGAACAGGUAACUGCUCCAUUGCACCGUGGGGCUGCUCAGGGUGUCACUGGAGGGAUUCCCCACCGAAGUGCUGCGCCGCGAUGAGUUUCACAGAACUGAGCGCAUCUCCUCUUGAACUUCUCAGAGCCCGAGGAGCUCCUCCUCCCUGUAACAAAUCAAUAUGAGAUAAAGGACACCGAGAAGCUUCAGAACAGAUUUCAGUGGGGAUAGCUCGCAUGAUUGACGAGAUGAACCUUGAUGAGGACAGUGGGCUGCCAGUCAGCUGUGGCAAUGGAAAAUUGAGACAGUGGCUGAUAGAUCAGAUUGACAGCAGUCUAUAUCCCGGCCUGGUUUGGGAAAAUGAUGGAAAGAGCAUCUUUAGGAUUCCGUGGAAACAUGCAGGAAAACAAGACUAUAACAGAGACGAGGAUGCGGCGCUCUUCAAGGCAUGGGCAAUGUUUAAGGGGAAAUAUAAGGAGGGAGUGGACAAGCUGGAUCCCCCCACAUGGAAAACCAGACUGCGCUGUGCUCUUAAUAAAAGCAAUGAUUUUGAUGAGUUAGUGGAAAGAAGCCAACUGGACAUCUCAGACCCCUAUAAAGUCUACAGAAUCAUUCCAGAAGCUGCCAAAAGAGGAAUGAAGACAAGUAUGGAGGAGACAACAUCACAUGUAAAUUCCCUCGGCUAUAUUCCUCCAUAUACGUCUUCACAUGACCAGGUAUCAGGCUAUAUGGUUUCUCAGGAGAGAAGGGACUGGAGAGAUUACUCACCCACAGAACAGCAACCUGUUCCUCCUCCACAUCAGCACGGGCCCCAUGCAGAGCUGCAGUACGGUCAGCUCCACUAUCCGUCACCGUUCAGCCGGGCUUGGCCCGGGGCACACACAGAAAAUGGUUUUCAGCUCUCCUUCCACACCUACUUUUCAGAGUCCCAACCACCUGUGUAUUCAAUCAACCAAAACAAUGGCAUAACAGAUUUGAGCUUGCAUGUGUCCCUAUACUACAGAGAGUCAUUGGUGAAGGAGGUCACCACCACCAGCCCAGAAGGUUGUCGGAUCACUUCUCAUUCCUCCUCCUCUCCAUCCUCUUCUUCCUCCUCUUCCCCAUGCCUAGAGGACAAGCUUCACAGCGGUGCAGAAAUCAUCCUUUUUCCAUUCCCGUACCCUGAGUCUCAGAGGCAGGGUGCUGAGAUGCUUCCUAAUGUACUGGAGAGGGGGGUGCUGCUGUGGAUGACACCUGAUGGGUUGUAUGCUAAGCGCCUCUGCCAGGGACGGGUUUACUGGGAAGGACCUCUGGCUCCUCAUAUGGAUAAACCCAACAAGCUGGAGAAGGAGCAGCCAUGCAAACUGUUUGACACCCAGCAAUUCCUGAUUGAGCUCCAAGAGUUUGCCCAUAAUGGCCGACAUUUACCGAGGCACCAGGUGGUGCUGUGUUUUGGAGACGAGUACCCCGACCCACAGCGCACGAGGAAGAUGAUCACAGCACAGGUGGAGCCAGUGUUUGCCAGAAAACUGGUGUACUAUUACCAGCAGAACAAUGGCCACUACCUGCGGGCUCUUGAUCACAUCCAGGAACAGAACACAUCGACAACAAGCGACUAUCCUUCCCAGAGACCGCUACAGCAUAUUCAGGAGUGACGAUCUCACACACACACACACACACACACACACACAAACACACACACACACACACACAUACACACACACGCGCGUGCGUGCACAGACACAUAUGCGUGAGGGUGUACUGUAAAUAAUUGAAGAUGUCAUGGAACUGAGGGGUAGAGAUGGGGAAGACCCUGUUGUUUUCACUUGCACACCUAUGCGUCGUAGUCUUUGUGUCUGUGACUGUGGAGUUAUGUUCUUUUUUUUUUUCUGCAAGUAUUAUUGUGACAGUGUGAAGGAUGCGGUCUGAGGGUGAGGGGGUGAGGGGAUGAGGGGAGCGGAGGGCGAGUGAGACAGGAAGUACGAGCACAUGUGCACAGGAAGAAUGGCCCCUAUGACAAAACUGAGUCUUAAUGAAUAUUUAGUAUGAUUGGUGUACUCACACACUAAAGUGGCACAAAUACAAACUCUGCUUUUUAAACUCAGUUGACACAGCUGCUUCUGUGAUUCAAAACUUUUCUUGAAUACAGUUCUUGACGAGCAGAAUAACAACAUUUUCUUGGUGAGCAAGUGUCUACAAUAUCUGAGCCCAUUGUAGACCGCAAUCUGUUCUGAUGGUGUAGUAAAGGAAGCUGUUGUACAAAUGGUUUAUCCUUUGACUGUAUGUUACAGGAUGCACUUAGGGAAAUCUAUCGAUCUACUGAAUCUGGUCCGCUUUUAGAAAUAUGUGAUUCCUUUAAUUACAUCAAACUGAAUAAAACACCUACAAAGGGUCACACGAUAAUCUAAGAUGAUUACAGACGUUGUACACAUUAAUCUUCUCGAUUCAUUGUUUCUUUCUUGCUUUGUCUUGCAAAACACUGUAUAGUUUUAUUUCUUCAGGUGUCAGAAAGAAAUUUGACUUGGCUUCGUAUUAGAUGCUCACAAGCAAGAAAAGGUUGGGGACCACUGACUUACAACUCAUGAUCAGAGAGAAGCUUUGGCCUGAAGGUCUGUGUCACCAGAAAGAGUGGGUUGCCUCAAACCGACUGGACUGAAGUAGGUUGACUAAAAAUCACACUCAUCCUGUAACUUGCAAGGAAACCCUACCUGUUCCUCUUGACCUGAAACUUCGGGCCUCCCAAAUGGGAAGAAAAACUACCUUUGUGGUCAUCGAGCAAGUUGAGCUCUCUGGUUCCCAUGCUGAUACUGUAGAGGUUCACAUACUGGAUGUAACGUCUUCACGAAACUAAGACCCUAACAACCUACCCAGGAGUUUGUACGUACCAUAGGAUGUAUAUGUCCAAUAGUACAUAAAUAGUGCAGAGGAUAAUGUAAUUCCUCAAGCUGCUGAGGUAAUAAAGGCUGAUGCUGCAGCAGCAGGGAUAAAUGUUUUUUUUACGUUUUCCCUUCUGUGGUCCAGAGUUUCGA
Messenger RNA from Cyclopterus lumpus (lumpfish), 3085 nucleotides. It is a transcript of the gene irf4a, whose product is annotated as interferon regulatory factor 4a. Gene Ontology annotation, biological process: proteolysis; immune system process; regulation of transcription by RNA polymerase II. The record is from RefSeq and is a predicted model, not a curated record. NCBI's taxonomy places the organism in Eukaryota, Metazoa, Chordata, Actinopteri, Perciformes, Cyclopteridae. Gene Ontology annotation, cellular component: nucleus. Gene Ontology annotation, molecular function: metallocarboxypeptidase activity; protein binding; zinc ion binding. The transcript is spliced from 9 exons. Bases 314 to 1711 code for a protein of 465 amino acids.